UAAUGUUUCAUUGUAAUUGUUCUAGGUUAAACACGUGAAAGGCAUCUGAUAUUUACUUUUCAUUCGUUUUUCAUCUGUUAAAAAGCUUUGAUUCACUAUUUUUAUAUUAAUUUAUCCUCUAUGUGUAAUAUUCAAUUUUUUCCAUGAAGCAGAAGCAAACAUCAUGGCUCGACGAUGCAAGUUGCGGAAAGGGAAUUCCAUCAAUAUUAACUUUGAAAAUGAGACUGAAAAUAAUGUUAACCAGAACUUUCAAGAAACUCAAGAGUUACACCAAAAUCAGACUUCAAAUUUUCAAGGGAAUACUAGUCAGAAGACAAUGAGGUAUCAUUAUGAAGGCCAUUUUAUAUUUUCACCAAAUAGAAUAUAUGAAAAUGGUAGGUUCAUGGAGAAACCUAAUUUUGAUGUUGAUUUCAUCUCAUUUUUUGAUAUAUUGGAUGACUUGAAAAAGGAUUGUGGAUUUGAUGUUAUAAAAGGAGAUAAAUUUUAUUACUUGAAGGCUGAUAUAGCUCUUAGUGAUCUUGAUGCAUUGAUAGAGGUUAAAGAUGAUACAGAUGUGAAAAAUAUGAUGGAUAGUUAUAAGAAGUUCCCUUCGAAACCCAUUGAUAUAUACACUCUAUUUCGAGAUUAUGAUAUUUUACCAAAUGGACUUGGUGACGAGCUACCCGCAGUUACCGUUGAUCACACUUCUAAUCAACUUCAAAAUCCAAAUGCAACUGCAGCAACAGGUUCCAAUACAAUUAAAAGAAAAACUAGAGGACCAAACGAUGCUUGAAAAUCACACAAUUGGAGAAUGGGUAAAAAUUGCCAGUAGAAUUUGAUGAAGAUGAUCAAGCUAUUGGUGAUAAUGCUACUGUAUUUG
This is a messenger RNA of Manihot esculenta (cassava), 859 nucleotides long. RefSeq lists its product as uncharacterized. NCBI's taxonomy places the organism in Eukaryota, Viridiplantae, Streptophyta, Magnoliopsida, Malpighiales, Euphorbiaceae. The transcript is spliced from 3 exons. The record is from RefSeq and is a predicted model, not a curated record. Bases 164 to 772 code for a protein of 202 amino acids.